This is a messenger RNA of Girardinichthys multiradiatus, 3473 nucleotides long. Its product is annotated as nuclear factor of activated T-cells, cytoplasmic 2. The record is from RefSeq and is a predicted model, not a curated record. Gene Ontology annotation, molecular function: DNA-binding transcription factor activity, RNA polymerase II-specific; transcription factor binding; RNA polymerase II cis-regulatory region sequence-specific DNA binding. The transcript has 10 exons. Gene Ontology annotation, biological process: regulation of transcription by RNA polymerase II; calcineurin-NFAT signaling cascade; cytokine production. The coding region runs from base 218 to 2842 and encodes 874 amino acids. NCBI's taxonomy places the organism in Eukaryota, Metazoa, Chordata, Actinopteri, Cyprinodontiformes, Goodeidae. Gene Ontology annotation, cellular component: transcription regulator complex.
UCAACGCUGACAGGAAGAAGCGCUCUUUCGACUCUUGUUGGAGGUUUUAUUUGAGCAGCUGCUAAUAUUUCAAGCGGAUCAUACCACAACUGUAUCUCGGCUUCCUUCAUUUUUCUGCAGGCCUAUGCGGACAACUUUUAAAAAGUCUGGUAGUUUGAAAGUGAGUUGUUGAAAGGGACUCAGUGUCGGGAGAAAACUCAAUAACUGAAAGCUUGAGAUGACUUCUGGAGGUCUGGGGCUUACCGAGGAAUUGGGGCAGGACAUAAGCCAAGCGGAAUUAGACUUUUCAGACAUCUUUCUCUACAACACAACGGGAGAAGAUUUCCCCGUUCAAGAUGACCCAGGUACUCUCCUUCAGAAUGACAGCCAGCCUCCCUUGCUGGUGGUUGAUCAUCAUGUCGCAGACGUCUCAGCUAUGGCCCACCCAGCGUCGAACCACACCUUCCCUCAAAGUACCACCUCAGACAACCUGUCAGGGGCUGUGUUUGAGUGCCUGGGGCUGACGUCCGGGGUCAGUAACAUCCCUGCCCCCAGCCCCAGGAUUGAGAUCACUCCGUCAGGUGAUUCUCUAAGCUCUCACACCCUGGAGCCAAGCCCUGGCUCUAAAGCUCUGGGGGCCUACAGGGAGUGUGUGAGCCCUGCUAGCAGUAACUCCUCCACAGGCUGGCCAGCGGAUAUCUGUUCUCCCUUGAAUUCCCCCAGUGUUUCCCCUCCAAAUGGAGGUAACUACGGCAUCUCCAGUCCUGCCUUGGACCUGUGCCCAGGCUUGCAGAGCAUCCAUACUUCCUCUGCACACUCCUCUCCAGGAGCCUCGCCCCACAACAGCAUCACAGAUGAGACCUUCCUGCAGCCGCAUCAUCAGCGCACCACCUCUCCACUUCCCCACCAGCGUUCCCGCCCCACCUCACCACAAGGAAAGCGCUGUUUUGACCAAGCCCACUCCUGUCAGGGGGGUACACCCAUAAAGCAGCGCUCCCGGAGCCCCAGUCCCAUCCCAUCGCCCCACGACCAGCAGAGGCCCUACUACAUCCACCAAUAUCAGACCCAAGCUGAGUUUCAGCCCCAUGUUCAGAAAGCACCACAGGCUCUUGAGGAGAUGCUGAACACCCUCAGUUCAGGCUUGCCCAGAGGUGUGGCUUCUACAGGGAUGAGAGGCACACAUGCACAGCCCCCAAGACAGGACUGUGUGUAUGGAGACAGGUAUGACUGGGCAGUUGAACAUGAGAGGAUGGCCAGGUCUGAGGCUGAAGUCAAAUCUGAGCCCUUCUACAUUCUCCCAGCUGUGUGGCCUCCCACUCAGCCAGUGCAUCAAGCUGCAAGGUCCACAUUCAGUGGUCUCCCUGUGGCGCCACUUCCCUCCUUAGAGUGGACAUUGCCCAGUCAGUCCAGCCAGUACGAGCUACUGAUCCAGCAGCAGCCCAGAUCCCACCAUAGAGCUCAUUAUGAGACUGAGGGGAGCCGGGGAGCUGUCAAGACACCCAAUGGAGGCCAUCCUGAGGUUCAGCUUCUUGGAUACCAAGGCGCAACUGCGGUGGUGCUGCAGGUCUUCAUUGGGACAGCAGACGAGAGGCUCCUGAAACCUCACGCCUUCUACCAGGUCCACCGUAUCACUGGGAAGACCGUUACCACGCCCAGCCUGGAAAGGAUGAUCAGUGGGACAAAAAUCUUGGAGAUCCCUCUGGAGCCAAAGAGCCACAUGAGAGUGAUGAUUGACUGCGUCGGGAUCCUGAAGUUAAGAAAUGCAGACAUCGAACUGCGGAACGGUGAGACGGACAUUGGACGGAAGAACACGCGCGUUCGUUUGGUGUUUCGUGUCCACAUCCCUGAACCUGGAGGCCAUCUUGUAUCUCUUCAAGUCGCUUCUCAUCCCAUUGAAUGCUCCCAACGCUCAGCUCAGGAGUUCCCGGCGGUCGAGAGGCAGGACCUGGACCGCUGCUCCGUACUUGGUGGUCAGCAGAUGGUCCUAACUGGACAGAAUUUUACGUCCGACUCCAAAGUGAUAUUUUCUGAGAAGACACAAGAUGGUCAGCAAAUCUGGGAAGUGGAGGCUACUGUGGACAGAGACAAAACCCAAGCUAAUAUGCUGUUCGUUGAGGUUCCUCCUUAUCGAGACCGAAACAUUUGCCAGCCGGCUAAAGUCAACUUCUAUGUCAUCAACGGAAAGAAGAAACGCAGCCAGCCUCAACAUUUCAUCUACACGCCUGUCAUAGCAAUCAAGGCAGAACCUCUGGAUGACUACCAUUUGGAUUCAUACAACUGCUCAGAUAACCAUCACCUAGCUGCCAUUUCAAUGAGGUCCCUUUACCAUCACUUGGAGCAAGAUAUUAACCCUCCGACCUUGAAUGCUUCAUCAACACUCUACCAUCUAGCCAAUGUAGACCCCAGAAGCCACAUGCUACCGCCCGAUUCUCUUGAUGAGCCAGCUUAUUACCAGUCUAGAACUGGUAAUCUCCUCAAUAACCCAGUGAUGUACCACACUGCAAAUCAGCUCUAUAGCAACUGUAGCGCCAACAUGCUGUCCUAUCCUGUCUCCGCUCCCAGUCCGUGUGUCAGUGUUCGAACCCCCAUGGCCAUACUGGCCGAAGGUCCACAGGUUGGAGAUUCAUUCGAAGCCUGUUUGGUGUCAAGGCAUCAGGGUUUUGUGCCGCCUCUUGGAAAGUCACCACCUUCAAGAUAUGUUCAAGUAAAAACAGGAAGCCAGAUUCAGCCAUUCGGGCAGCCUCUUACCCAGAUCGAAUCUGCUAAAGAAAACCAUGAUGAUAAGGCUCCAGAGAAGAUAACCAUUAAGCAAGAGAAUCUCAGCUAUGCCUACCUGGAGGAUGUGGGGGAUCUUGGUGACUGAGGUCAGAAAGGCGCCAACCACAAACCUCAACAUCCCUGGUUCAAGUCAUGUGAAGGACGUUUGUUGCACUCCCCACCUUUCACUUAUCAUUUCCUGACACAAUACCUGUACUUUGAGCCAGUACCGAAAAGCAGAACAAGUUCAGACUGUGGCGACACCUAUUGGCAGCAUUAAAUAAAAGAAUCUAACCUGAUAACUAGGUACAUGCAUAAACUUCUUGUUUUCUGUUAUUCUAGUAAAUGACAUCAUAAGAAGAGACAUGAAAGGCCACAGUGGAGAAUAAUCGUGCAACACUUUGGCAUCUCUGAAGACAAUACCUCUAAAAUCUAAGCAGAGUGUAACCAGUAAACGGGAUGCUUGAUGGCAACCAUUUAAAAAAUAUUUUACAAGCUAAUACAAUAUGGGUUUGUAUGGUUUUUAUUUCAAGAUAGCAUCAUGUUACUGUUGGAUUCAGGAAGAAAAGUGGUUCAGCUUUCUAAGAGCUUCAAAAACAGUCAACCAUUUAUAAAGAUAUACUAUGUAUCAAUUUUUCCUUUAAUAAUAUUUGAAUUAUCUCUGUUCAUAUUAUUGUACAAUUGUUCUUUUAGGAAUGUAGAAACUAUUUUAUAUGAAAUAAAUUCUGUUUAUAAGA